AUGUUGACUUUCCUUGGUCUUACGACGAUGGCGAUCGCCAACGUCAUAGCAGCAAAUGACACACUAGCCGAUGUGCAUCACCAUCCGAUUAUGUCGAUAUUCAUUUUAAAACCUCUAUCGCAAGGCCUUGGUGUUUCACAUCCUGUUGAAGAAUUCGCUCUUAUCAGCUAUCCGCACGUCGUUGAUAUGGUGAACUCUCAGCUUGGUUUUAACGAAUUUGACAACGAUGUAAACAAUGAUAUGCCACGUUCUAUGAGCGAGGAAAGCAUGGGCAAACGAAGUAUUGCGCUUGGCAGAAGUGGUUUCCGCCCCGGAAAAAGAUCUGGAAAGCAUAAUUUAGCUGUGGCACCCGUGAACUUUCUUCACGGAAAGAAAGUUGGUUCAAUUUUGGAAGACACAAAUGAGAGGCGAGAUUUUAAGUAA
Messenger RNA from Angiostrongylus costaricensis, 423 nucleotides. The record is from the annotation of a GenBank genome assembly. NCBI's taxonomy places the organism in Eukaryota, Metazoa, Nematoda, Chromadorea, Rhabditida, Metastrongylidae.